AUGCCACCUGUGGCCGAGAACUUGUCGUUCGCGGAUCGGCUGCUAUCUCAUUUGACAGCCCACAGAAGACGAACAGUGUUGUCGUUAGCAAUGACGGACAACUCCGUUCAUAUCUAUCUAUCUAUCUAUCUAUCUAUCUAUCUAUCUAUCUAUCUAUCUAUCUAUCUAUCUCUGUCAGUUCAUACCUAUCCAUCUACAGUUCUGUUCAUAUCUAUCUAUCUAUCUAUGUUCAUAUCUAUCUAUGAAUCUAUUUGUCUAUUUAUCUAUCUAUCCAUCUCUGUCAGUUCAGAUCUAUCUAUCUAUAUCUGUUCAUAUCUAUCUAUUUCAAUCUGUUCUUAUCUAUCUAUCUAUCUAUCUAUCUAUCUAUCUAUCUAUCUAUCUAUCUCAGUCUGCUCCUAUCUAUCCUGUUCAUAUCUAUGUAUGUAUGUAUCUAUUUCUGUUUGUUCAUAUGUAUCUGUUUCAGAAUUUACAGGACAUUCUUAUUUUAUCUGUUCAUAUCUAUCUAUCUAUCUAUCUAUCUAUCUAUCUAUCUAUCUAUCUAUCUAUCUAUAUGUCUGUCUAUGUCAGUUCAUAUCUAUCUUUCUAUCUAUAACUGUUCAUAUAUAUCUAUCAAUCUAUUUGUCUAUUUAUAUAUCUAUCCAUCUCUGUCAGUUCAGAUGUAUCUAUCUAUAUUUGUUCAUAUCUAUGUAUUUCAAUCUUUUCAUAUCUAUCUAUCUGUCUAUCUAUCUAUCUAUCUAG
This is a messenger RNA of Acanthosepion pharaonis, 738 nucleotides long. Lineage: Eukaryota; Metazoa; Mollusca; Cephalopoda; Sepiida; Sepiidae. The record is from the annotation of a GenBank genome assembly.